Messenger RNA from Bufo bufo (common toad), 5053 nucleotides. RefSeq names its product AT-rich interaction domain 5B (gene ARID5B). The coding region runs from base 402 to 3956 and encodes 1184 amino acids. Gene Ontology annotation, molecular function: transcription cis-regulatory region binding. The transcript is spliced from 10 exons. Gene Ontology annotation, cellular component: nucleus. Gene Ontology annotation, biological process: regulation of transcription by RNA polymerase II. NCBI's taxonomy places the organism in Eukaryota, Metazoa, Chordata, Amphibia, Anura, Bufonidae. The record is from RefSeq and is a predicted model, not a curated record.
UUAAAAAAUAUUCCCCCCUACAAACCCUAACCCCCCGCACCCCAAUAGCACCCUCGUGCCUAGAGGUCACUGAAAAAGGCGACGUUUGAUUUUUAAAGGGCGAUUUAAUCGAUUUUUUACCUCAGCUUCCUCCUUCUCCGCGACAUGGGCGCCGCUCUUUUAUUUUUAAUAUCGCGACUGAAGCCCCUGGCUCCCUUAUUUCGCCGGGGCGAUAAAAUCGGGGCACCCUAGAAAUAUUAGGGCGCCUGGGUGGUCAUUUUUAACCCUUCGUGCGCCGGGGGCGGCCGUUUUAUAUUGACGAGCCGCGGCGCUGUUGCUUUGCCCUGCAAGGACCUGACAGAAUCCAUUGAAGCCAACAAGUUUGGAGAGAAUGUUGAGUUCAAUCAAUUCAGAACGUCGAGAUGGAGCCCAACUCAGUGAAGUGGGUCGGAUCACCCUGCGGUCUCCAUGGACCUUAUAUCUUCUACAAGGCUUUUCAGUUCCACCUUGAAGACAGACCAAGAAUCUUGUCCCUUGGCGACUUUUUCUUAGUCAGAUGCAAGCCAGAGGAUCCCAUUUGCAUAGCGGAGCUCCAGCUGUUAUGGGAAGAGAGGACUAGCAAGCAACUUUUAUCCAGCUCCAAACUUUAUUUCCUUCCAGAAGAUACCCCCUUGGGCAGGAGUACCGACCAUGGAGAGGAUGAAGUUAUUGCAGUUUCAGAAAAAGUAAUUGUCAAACUUGAAGACUUAACAAAAUGGGCGCAAUCGGAUUAUUCAAAAUGGAAGUGCGGACUCCGAGCUUUACCCUUAAAGCUGAAAGAACUGGGGAAAAAUGGGCAAAAAGAAUGUGUUUUGAAGAACAGACAAUCCACACUAAAUAGCGGUCUGAACUUCAAGGACGUCUUCAAAGAAAAGGCGGAACUGGGAGAAGAUGAAAAUGAGGGAAAUGUCAUGGUGCUGAGCUACCCCCAGUAUUGCCGAUAUCGGUCCAUUUUGAAACGUAUCCAGGCCAAACCUUCCUCCGUUUUGGCUGACCAGUUUGUUCAGGCGCUAGGUGGAAUUCCCAUCAUCAACAAGAAUACAAAGAUCCUUUACUGUCGGGACACUUUUGACCAUCCCACCCUUAUAGAUAAUGAAAGUGUAUGUGAUGAAUUUGCCCCAAACCUGAAAGGCCGACCACGCAAAAAGAAGCAAUGCAUGCAGAGGAGAGAUUCAGUUAACGGAGUCAAAGAUGCCGCCAAUAUUUGUGAUGGCAAAACUGUUGCCAAGGUAAAGUGUGAAAUUAAGGCAGUGCUGCCAAAAACCAAGACUGCCAACGGCAACUGCAAGAAGAUCUCAACAGAGGAGAAACUAAAUGUUGCUGCAGCAGGAGAAGGAUGUAAGACUGAAGAGUGCAAAGCCGAUGAGCAGGCAUUUCUUGUAGAACUGUAUAAAUAUAUGAAGGAGAGGAAAACGCCUAUUGAGAGGAUACCAUAUUUGGGAUUUAAGCAAAUUAACCUUUGGACUAUGUUUCAAGCUGCUCAAAAACUGGGAGGAUAUGAAACAAUCACAGCUCGGAGGCAAUGGAAACAUAUUUAUGAUGAAUUGGGUGGAAAUCCAGGAAGUACCAGCGCAGCCACCUGUACUCGGCGACAUUAUGAAAGAUUAAUCCUACCCUAUGAAAGGUUUAUCAAAGGAGAGGAAGACAAACCGCUACCCCCUGCCAAGCCUCGGAAACCAGAAUGCAAUUCCCCAGAAGUGGAGCCGAAAAUAAAAAUGUGCAGUUCAAAGCGUAUUAAACAUGAAGGCCAAAAGACGAAGAGGGAGAAGGAUGCAACAGCAAAGCCAGAAGAUUCGGAGGCUUCACCACUGGAGGAGAAUGAUGAUGUAAAUGAGAAAAACAUGUCUUUUUGUGAUUCAGAGGAGAUCAAGCCGAAUGUAGACAACUCUGAACUGAAAGAAGACACUCAGUCCACACCUCUGGAUGAAGAAGAACUUGAUGAGUCCAUUCCUAGUGUAUGCCAUGUGAAAGAAGAAGAAAACGUGCACUCAGAACCUAUUCCCAUUGACUCAUUCCCUAAUGUCAUAAAAGAGAAUAGUUCCAGUUUAGCAGGUGAUGAAGAAAGCACACUCAUAGAAAGUGCAGCUGUGUUAAAAGCAGAACACUGCAAGCAAGAUCCAUCAGAAAUGGAAGUACAGGAAGGACAUUACAACAUGUUUCCCUCAAUUCAGGUCCAACUGCAGCAUGAAAUGAAUGAGUCAGAUGAGAAGUUGCCAGAUAUGCCAGAUUAUAUUGCAAACUGUACAGUAAAGAUGGACCCACUGGUCUCUGAGGACCUUAAAAAUCCUCUGGACAGCAGCAUUUUACAGAAUGCAUUGAAGCAGAACCCCAAAGUGUACUUGGUUCAGACUCUGGACAUGCUGAAAGAGAAGGAUACUUCAUCCUCUUCAUCAAAUGAAGAUUCAUCAUUCAGUUACACACCUCUGCUUUACUCAAGGGGAAACCCAGGAAUAAUGUCCCCUUUAGCAAAAAAGAAGCUGUUGUCACAGGUUAGCGGGGCUUCACAAACUGGAAGUUACCCCUACGGCUCACCGCCACCAUUAAUAAGCAAAAAAAAGUUAAAUUCCAAAAUAGAAGUAUCCCAACCUUUAGUGCAAACUCAUCAGGUAUCGAACUCUGAAACAGUGGCUAUAAACAGACCAUCUGUGAUACAACAUGUUCAAAGUUUUAAGCAAAAAACAGCAGAUGACAAAAAGAGCAUAAAUGACCUGUACAAAAGCAGUACUUUAAACAAAACAGACUCUUACCGUUGUGAGUAUGCUAAGCAGCAUCAGAGUGUGCUGGCAGAGUCCUACUCCUUGAAGUCCAGUAUGCUUGAAUGCAAAGAGAAAAUGGCUGAGAAGAGGGCUGCACACAACUCCAAUGUGCCAGCCUUUUUGGCUGAGUUCUAUUCAUCGCCUCAUCUGCAUAGGCUUUACCGACAUACAGAGCAUCAUCUUCACAAUGAACAUGCAUUAAAAUACCACCCUAGGGAAAUGUAUAGAGAAAGUGAAAAUGUGUCCUCUACACACAAGCAUCAAGAGAAACUUCACUAUCAUCACUCGGUACAUCAACCACAAAAACAGAAUGUCUCGAAUACUAUGGAUGACCAGCCGACUGAUUUGAGCCUUCCCAAAUCUAUGCACAAGCACACUUCAAAAAUGCAAGGAGCCAACCUUUCUCAUCAUUUGGUACAGCAAGAAAGCAAAACCCAUCAAAGUCCAUUUCAAGUUCCAAACAGUAAGGCUAUUGGCAUAGACUGUAAUCCAAAAGCCUGUCGAGUUUCACCAAUGCCGAUACAAGUAUCGAAAAGGCACACAGAAUCAAUUCACAGGCCCAUUAAGGCUCACAGUGUAAGACUUGAUAAUGUAAGGAAGAUGGAAGCCACAGUCCAUCCAAUCACGGUUGGUAAAGCCAUUCCUCAGAACUUCGGGACCUCACGAUCUUUGAAAAGAAAUCUAGACGAUAUGGACAGCCCUGUCUGCGAUAAAAAAAUAAAAGCAGUGUCUCCUCUAAAUAUACCAAAGGAGAUAUCAGGUCAAGAGGGUGAAAGCAGCAAAUCAUUGCAUGACAUUCAUUCUGGUAGUAUGAUGGAGGGUCACAAAUACCCACUAUCAGCGCCAAUCUUUACCGGGAUCUAUCCCGGAGGCUUAUGUAGUGGGCUGAGCACACGCAUACCACCUGCUUAUUCUCAUCCACUGCAGUACUUGAAAAACCAGAGUGUGCUUUCACCACUAAUGCAACCCUUAGCUCUCCAUUCUUUGAUGAUGCAAAGACAAUAUCUAACCAACUCCACUAACUCUCAGCAGCUAUAUAGACAUUUGGCAUCAGCCACCCAAGUAGGAUCUUCAUACGAUGACCUACUACACAACAACAUUUAUCCUUUAACAGCUAUCAACCCGCAGUCCUCUUUUCCUUCCUCCCAGAUGUCAUCUGUACACCCCAGCACAAAACUUUAAGCAGAUUCACUUUGGCAAAAAAAAAUUAUCUAAUUGUUAAUACUUUAGCUACAUUCCUUGCCUAGCACAAUAUUCUGCAUAAAAAAUGCUCUCUACUGUGUGAGCCACACUAUAACUGUAUAUGUAACAUAUUAGAGGUAAGAACAAUGGCGUCAAGGUUACACUUUGGGUUUGUUUAGUUUUAUAAUGGAAAGGAAAAAAAAAGUAUAGAACCUAGUGCGCUCCACACAUUUGUAACAGAAGGUAAAAAGCGGGGAAAAAAAAGCUGGAAUAUUGUAGGUUCACAUGUCACGGCAUACGCUAGAGGCAACGCUUUUGCUUUUUAUUUGUCUUUUUGUUUUGACUGUUAAAGGUUAAAUCAAUGCAAUGUAUAGUUACAAGUAAAUUUACAAGUAAAUUUUAACACUAUAAUGGCAGAAGAAAGUUAAACACUGUUUAUUUGACUGUACAUGUCUGCCAGUGUCACUGUCUGUUCUAUUAAUUUAUAUGGAAUAAGCCCUCAGUUGAUUUCUUUGCUUUUUUUAUCUUUUUGUUUUUUAUUAAACAGUUAUGUGUUAACGGCAAGGUUUUUACGAGAGGUUGAUUUUGUGUGCAUGUUGUCAGGAUUCUAACGUAAGAAGCAGCUUUUACAAUCUAUGCAUGUUGUUUACAUACACAAGGAAACAAAUCGCCCAUCAUCAUCUGAACGCCAGAGGCAACCAUUUUCUUUUGCUGAUCUAAUACUAUUGUAUAGUAUGUAUAUCAUUUGUAUACUUAAAGAAUUUUUCAGAAUAAGGGCUGUUUUUACCUAGCCCCUGGAACAGGUGUUACCUAGUAUACUGACCUGCUCUGGUCUGGCACCCCAGCUCCAUUCAGUCAUCAUAUGGACAGGGUCAAGUGCGCUGCUGCAGCCAGUGACUGACCUCAGCGCUGAUGUGUCCGCAUGUGGCUUAGCAGUCACAUGACUAUGUCCGUACUCUAGCCAAAAGCAAACAGUCUGAAGCCCAGAAAAAUCACCGAACAGAGCCAGGGUAUUAGGCCUGAGCAGCGGAAAGGCAGAUGAGCAUGACUGUUUCAUUAGGUACAACACAUUCUGGGGGCUAGAAAAAAAUUGCCCU